AUGCCAGCAGACGCUGAGGCGGAAGCACCUCCAUUAUCACGAUGGAGAUACAAGACAAGGAGCCUCGAGAAGCCCAAGUAUAAGACAGAAAAGGAGUGCAUGGCCAGCGACGACCCGCGAGAUCUUACGGCGUUUGUUGUCGACUACAUACGACAGUAUGGCAAGGCGAAUUCUCAGGACAUCUUGGCUCUAAGUGAUGCAAGUCUGCCUCUUAUCCUUUGA
Molecule: messenger RNA, 222 nt
Organism: Pestalotiopsis fici W106-1
Lineage: Eukaryota; Fungi; Ascomycota; Sordariomycetes; Amphisphaeriales; Sporocadaceae
Exons: 1
Coding region: 1-222 (73 amino acids)
Source: RefSeq, a predicted model, not a curated record